AUGGUUCGUUGUGAUAUCAAGCCAAGUAAUGUUCUUCUUGGUGAUGAUAUGGUUGCGCACUUAGGAGACUUUGGAUUAGCUAGGCUUCUUCAUGAAGUUACAAGCUACUCGAGUGUGGGCCAAACUAAAUCUUCAGCAAUUAAGGGAACAAUUGGCUAUGUUCCUCUAGUGUAUGGAGAAAGUGUCGAAGUUACAACAAAAGGGGAUAACUACAGCUAUGGGAUUUUGAUGCUGGAGAUGCCUGCUAGAAAGAAGCCGAGAGAUAGCAUGUUUCAUGAGGAUCUAAGCCUACCCAAAUUCUGCAUGCUAACAUUAGCUGAUGGAGUCCUUCAGAUUUUGGAUCCAUAUUUGCUUGUUCUAUCUGAUAGAGACAUUAGGAAGAUUAUGCAGAAUUCAAAUAUGGAACGCAACAUUCAAGAGUGUCUGGCUGGCUUUGCUGGGAUUGGUGUGGCAUGCUAUGCAGAAUUGCCUGGUGGAAGAAUAGAUAUCAAAGAUGUUUUAGCAUAG
Neltuma alba is the source of this 507-nucleotide messenger RNA. RefSeq names its product receptor kinase-like protein Xa21. The coding region runs from base 1 to 507 and encodes 168 amino acids. Lineage: Eukaryota; Viridiplantae; Streptophyta; Magnoliopsida; Fabales; Fabaceae. Gene Ontology annotation, cellular component: membrane. Gene Ontology annotation, biological process: protein phosphorylation. Gene Ontology annotation, molecular function: ATP binding; protein kinase activity. The transcript has 2 exons. The record is from RefSeq and is a predicted model, not a curated record.